GUUUCACGUCUUGCACGGGUUACACACCAAGUUCUCCUUAAAAACAAAUGCAACUAUCACGACUUUAAGAAAAUUUAGUUGCUUCGUGAUCAAACUUUUAAUACAAAAUCAUCGUUAUCAUUAUUAGGAUAGAUACACAAACAAGUCUAGAAAAUCUAAGAUGAGCAGAAUCAAAAGAGAAUGAGAUGCUAAGCAGAGAUUUCCAGCCUCUGACAGGGAAGCAGAGAAAUUAUUAGUUGGUUGGGUUUUGAAUUGCAAAUAAAUAGACGCUUCGACAAGGUGUCAUCACUGUGUGUCAAUGGUCGUCGGAAAUGCCAUUCCCAAGGCCAAAACCCAAUGUUAAAAGCUCGCCACGCAUGCAUGCAUUGCUGAUGAUCCUCUGUUUCCUCUGAAACGUGGCUUCACCGUCAUCUAUCUUAUUCUUGCCUACCCCAUUAGUCUAUUGGUUGAUGCGUCUCUAUUCAUUUCAAAGGUGGUUCUGUACCUGAUCGUUCAUUCAAGAUUGCCGAAGUGGGAGGUCCUUUUUCUCAUCUGGUUUCAGCUGUUUGGCAAUCCACCAAUGUUUUGACCAUCUGUGGCUUCCUUCCCUUCUCUUUUGGAUGCAAACUAAAAUUAUUACCUUUAUCUUUUUCAUGCUUCUGGGCUAUGGGGAUGUUUUAAUUUUGAUGGAUGCCAUAUUUGAAAACGCAUUGCUUGGGUUUAUUUAGUUCAAAAUGGACGGUCCAUUUUUAUCCAAAAAAGAAGGAAAACAACAAAUCACAAUCUAGUUUAACUGACUUGUUGUCUCGAGCAUUCUCACUCCAUCUCUUUCUUAUCACACUGAAUGUGCAUGAUCAAAUUCACUAACCAGUUUGCAGACACUUAAUCUCAUUCUGGAUAGAAGAUUUCCGGCGUGGUGGUCUGGCUCUUCGUAGAAUGUAAUUGUGUGAAGGCCGUUCUGUUCAGCAAGGAGGACUUAUGAUUGAGUUCUCCAUGAUGUCAAUCAAAUCAUGGAAGUUGCUGAUGAGAAAAAAGAGCGGAUUGUAUGAUUGGGGAAAAUCUUGUUUGAAGAUGAAACAACUGCCACUCAUGGCAGUAGCAUGUACAGUAAUGUUGUUCAUUUUUUAUAGAACUACAAGCUAUCAGUAUCAUGAAACAGAGCAAUUUCAGGUUGACCAAAGUCAGAGUAUCUGGGAAGGAGAAGAGGGAAUUCCUGAAUAUUCUGGGAAGUUACGAGGCUUGCCACAUGGUAUAAUACAUGCUACUUCAGAUUUCGAGCUAAAGCCAUUAUGGUCUAGAAGGAGUUCAAGUUCAAAGGUUCCAGUUUACUCCAACCGUAACUUACUCGCAGUUCCAGUUGGUAUGAGACAAAAGGAUAAUGUCAAUAACAUGGUGCAAAAGUUUCUUCAAGAUAAUUUUACAGUUAUGUUAUUCCAUUAUGAUGGCAAUGUUGAUGGAUGGCGGGAUCAUGACUGGAGUAGCAAGGCCAUACACAUAGUUGCUCAGAACCAAACAAAAUGGUGGUUUGCAAAAAGAUUUUUACAUCCGGAUAUAGUUUAUAUUUAUGAUUAUAUCUUUCUUUGGGAUGAGGAUUUGGGGGUGGAGCAUUUUUCUCCAUCAAGAUACAUCGAAAUUGUAAAACAAGAAGGAUUGGAAAUAUCCCAACCAGCUCUUGCCCCAGAUUCAAUAGAGAUACAUCACAGAAUUACUCUUCGGGCAAGAAACAAGAAAUUUCAUAGAAGGAUCUAUGAGCGCAGGGGAAAGACAAGAUGUUCAGGUGCAAGUCAAGGGCCACCUUGUGCUGGAUUUGUGGAAGGCAUGGCUCCUGUUUUUUCUAAGUCUGCCUGGUAUUGUGCUUGGCAUCUCAUACAGAAUGACCUUGUCCAUGGAUGGGGAAUGGAUAUGAAACUAGGAUAUUGUGCACAAGGGGACCGGACUAGAAAAGUUGGAGUUGUUGAUGAGGAAUACAUUGUUCAUAAAGGAAUACAAACUUUGGGUGGGGGUGGUCAAGCGUCAACUAAGAUUUCAAAUCCCAAGCUAGCUAAGAGGCACAGAGCUGCUGCUGGUGAUGUGAGAAUUCAGAUUAGAAGGCAGUCCACGCAGGAACUUGAAGUCUUUAAAAAGCGAUGGUAUGAAGAGGUAGCUGAGGAUAAAAACUGGGUUGAUCCCUAUGCACGCCAGAAAAGACUCGUACGACACCAGGUCAGCCAUGAGAGAUUUUCUUAAAUCUUCUCUAAAUGACAAAGUACCAUCAACCUCGUUUGUAGGCAUAAUAAAUUCAUCAGUAUGUAGCUCUCAGUGAAUUUCUAGUUCAUUCAAUUUGGACAAAAUCACAAUCCUAGCGUCCCUCCUUCCUUUUCUUGUCUCUCUGCAUAUCCCUUUUCAUGUUAUUGAGUGAUUCUGUAAGAAAUAAAUGAUUUUCUUUAAUUUGUGUUGUAAACUAGUCGUAAUAUAAAGAGCAAUAUAAGAGGUAAGUGGAAACAUUUACUCUUUGUAAUGACAUUGUGAUCAAGGUUCAUGAACGAUGCGAAACUAUUUCUAA
Messenger RNA from Prosopis cineraria, 2521 nucleotides. RefSeq lists its product as uncharacterized. The transcript is spliced from 17 exons. NCBI's taxonomy places the organism in Eukaryota, Viridiplantae, Streptophyta, Magnoliopsida, Fabales, Fabaceae. The coding region runs from base 958 to 2205 and encodes 415 amino acids. The record is from RefSeq and is a predicted model, not a curated record.